GGGUGAGACUGCGGGGCCUCAGGGCGUGCGGUUGCGCGUAGAGUUGGGCGGGGUGGGGGGGGCGCCGGCUGAAGUCCCGCGUGCUUCGACGGCAUGGCUUCGCUGCUGGGCUCCUUCGCGUGGGCGGAGAGGCUGGACUGCUCGGCUCUGGAGUUGUCCGACGGGGGCAGCGGGACCUCCGCCUCCGCGGUGCCCCGGACGGAGAAGGGAAACCCCGAAAGCCGCAUCCGACGCCCCAUGAACGCUUUCAUGGUGUGGGCCAAAGACGAGAGGAAGCGCCUGGCCGUCCAGAACCCGGACCUGCACAACGCCGAACUGAGCAAGAUGCUGGGCAAGUCAUGGAAGUCUUUAACCCCGUCCCAGAAAAGACCUUACGUUGAAGAGGCGGAAAGGCUGAGGGUUCAACACAUGCAAGACUACCCCAACUACAAAUAUCGUCCCAGAAGAAAGAAGCAGGUCAAGCGGAUCUGCAAGCGAGUGGAGCCAGGCUUCCUGCUGGGCAGCCUCUCCAGGGACCAAGACCACAUGCCUGAGAAGAGGGUGUGCAGCCGAGCAGUGGGUGAGAAAGAUGAAUACUCAACUGCCUCAGUAAUGCCAAACCUCAGGAGAUACCAGGAGGUCCAGAGCAGUAACACAGGUACUCAGAUGGACACGUAUCCAUAUGGGUUGCCUACUCCUCCUGAGAUGUCACCCUUGGAUGUGAUAGAUCCUGAGCAGAGUUUCUUCUCCUCCCCUUGUCCCGAAGACCAUCGCUGUUCCCAUAUGUCUGGAGACACCUACUCUCUAGAAUAUGCCACCAGCCCUCUCCAGUGCAACCAUUCUUUGAGUCACAUGCCAGUCUCUCAGUCAGCCUCCACGAUGCAGUCUGCUUCCUCCAGUUGCCCAGCACCUCCCACAGGAAAUUAUUACUCCCCAGCUUUCCCUCCUAAUCUCCAAGUCCCCAGCCUCCACAACCAUCUUGGCCAGCUCUCACCACCCCCGGAGCAUCAGAACUUUGAUAGCCUGGAUCAAUUGAGCCAAGCCGACCUUCUAGAGGAGAUGGACCGCAAUGAGUUUGAUCAAUAUCUCAGUGCCCCUGGACACCCAGAGCCUAGUGGGCUCACCAUCAACGGACAUGCCCAGGUCUCUCAGACAGCAAGCAGCUCACACUCCUCAGAAACCAGCCUAAUUUCUGUCCUUGCAGAUGCAACAGCUACAUAUUACAAUAAUUACAGCAUUUCUUAGGUCAGAGAAGUGAGAUUUGUCCUAUGGAUCAGUUUGCUGGACAGAAGGUUUCCUUUUAUCCAGGUUUCCCCACUCUGAACUGAAAUAACUUUGGGGUUCACUUUCUAGAUAAUUACUCCACUAUUGAGUAUCUGUUUUCAGAGGUGUCUUUGUAUCCCAGUUAAAAGGAUACAUCUUCAAUGAUGCAUCAGGGCACCUUAGUAUGUUGACUUAGAUUAAAGAAUCCUUGUUCUUUCAUCAAACUGAGGGGCCCAGACAGAGCUGGUAUAGCAUAAUAAUACUUACAAAUCUGGUCUACCUACAGAGGAAUGACUUCAGGAAAUAUACAUGACCACUUAUGACGUUUUUCAACCAAAGAUGCCCUUGAAUGCAUUUCCUAGAGAAACCAUUCCUAAGUAGACUCAGAUGUUUAGCUGUGUGUGUGUGUACACAAUCAAUUUGUUAUGCAGGAUGUCUUCUCAAGUGUUUUGCUCUUUGCACAAUUCCCAUUUGUUUCCAUGGGCUCGCCUAGGAGAUUUUUCCCUGCCAAAGCUGAAAUAAUGUGUAACAAUGUCAAAAGUGCUAUCAUAGAAGCAUCAUUAUCCUUGUGAAUUGGGCCACUUAUCAUCUCAUCUUCCUGUUGCCUCUAGCCAAAGAAAUUUUUAUCUUAAAAUCAGUGAAAUAUGCCCUAAUAAGGGUAAUCAAAUGAAUAUAUAGCUCUUUAAAAGUGUCCCUCUCCUAUCAACUUUUACAACUUCCAAAUUCUACAAGGGCCUCAUGCUGCAAAUCACCUAGGUCCUAUUAUCUCUUUUACUUUGGCACACUGAGAAUUGGCUCUAGCAGUAGGGCAAAAUGGGGCAAAACAAGGUGGGAUUUCAUCAUAAUCAGUGGUAAAUGGUGCUAUAUAAUCUCAUCACAAAAUAUUGGUCAGAAGAAUUGCAUGUGGCUUUAAACAAACCUUUGCUAAUUCUCAUUGUAGUGUCUUAAAACACCCUGUACAGUAUUGCAAUUUUUAGGAAGGGUCUAACGGUCACAAUGUAUGUUAGCUUUCUGUCCUUUGAAAAGAAAAAAGCAGCCUCAAUUUGGGGGUUGCCCUUUGCUUCUUUCAGGGUCUUCUCUUUUCUCCUUGCCUGUGGAAGUGGUGGUAUAUGUUUGGGAACAACCAAGAGAGAAGCAUCAGAUCCAAAUAUGAGCAUUUAAGAAUGCAUUUCAAGUGUCAAAAUAAGUGAGGUUCACCUCAAUAACAUUUUAAUUUUAGCAAGGAGUGUACAAAUCAUUUCAAGAUCAGAACUGAACAUUUCAGGGUGAGGAUGGUUCACUUGUUUUAUAUACCUUUAAUUCUAAUCUAAAUGGAUCAGGGGAAUUUGGAGUGGGGAAAAAUAAGAGUCAGGCAUCUUCCAUAACAAGCUGCUUUCCAGAUAAGUUAGCUGACAGCCAUCAUCACCCAAGCUGGUUACAUAUAAGGCUAAUAGCACAUUUGCUAUUGUGCUUUAGACUCCCUAUGAUCUAAACUGUCAACAAAGAAUGUCAAAGAGAUGGAUAACCUAGAUUAGGAUAAUUAUUAAAAACGCCUUUUUUAAUACCCUUGCUUACAUCUACUUCAUCCCCUCCCAGAAGCUGCUUUUGAGUUUAAAAGUCUAUGUAGAAUGUUCUUUUCUGGGGGUUUUGUGUGUGUGUGUGUGUGUGUGCUUCUUAUAAACUUAUGAACAAUCUAUAAUUUAGGAAAAACUGAUUCCCUUCUCAUCCCCUAAUGGUUAUUUCAUAAAUAGUGAGAGAUAUACACUGUGGACGGUAUUAUCGAUCCCAAGAUUUAUUUUUGGCUUCAGAGAAGUGUAACAGCCUGUACAGUAUUUCUAAAAAUGCAGUUAUUUUAAGUAACCUAUCUUGAUGACAUGGUAUCUUUAAAUGCCAUCCCUUAACACUGCUUUUCUAUGUGAUGGUUUCCAUGAUUCUGGGAGAUAUUGCCUUAUGAAUGUAUAUUUGAUAUAGAUCCUUUGCCAAAGGCGCUAACAUAUUUACUUCCUUUUAUAUUUAAACAUACUUAAAAUUCCCUUUUAAACAUGCUAAAUCCUUCAGUGUCAAAAUUAUUGUACAAGUCUUUUUCCAUUAAAAAUAGGGUUCUUACUAAAGCAGGCCAUCCUCAUCCAAAGUAUUUCUAAGACAAAUUAAAAUCAAUUUCAGGGACAAUUUCAGCCCUCGCAUUCUGUUUUCCAUUUAAUCCAAAUAAUACAUUUUUGAACCAUGAGGUUCCCAGAGUCGUUUUUGCUGAGAUAUGAGGCUAUAGAAAUAAAAUAAAUAAAUCCAAAAUGCCUUGCUUCUGCAUGAUAUACCCAGUGAAGAGUGCAAAGUGAAGCUUUGGUAAGAUCAUAAACACAAUUGGGUUUCUUUAUUGACACUAGUUGCUUAAGAAUCAAAUUGCUGCUUCCAGUUUUGAUAACUAAACUUAGACUACCUAUAUUCAAUUGAAGAUUAUUGUUUUAAAUCUCAUAACUCCUUGAUGUACUUGAAAAAACAUUUUUCCGUGCGCUCAGUCAUCUGUUUCCUCCAUUUCUUUGUCCUUUUGGCCAGUAUUGAUUAAAUUGUUACGUGACAAAUUGUUGCCUGAUCUGCUGUGCUAGGCUCUGGUCCUUCUUGGCAAACUGCAGACCAGCGCCAGUUGUUGCACAUUCUGGAUUUGUCAAAAAACAACAACAAAAUCUCAGGUUUCUUGCUCUUCUCUGGAGCUCAGUUCUCUAGCAGGAAACCCAGAUUCAUUAGCAAGAAGUUCAUUUGAGUUAUGGCUGUUUCAGCCAAUUCCUGCUUGUAAAGUGAGCCUGCAUAUACUUUAUAUUCCUCAUAGUGUGCUUUAAGCCAGAGGUCUCCAGCCUUGGUUCCUUUAAGACUUGUGGACUUCAACUCCCAGAGUUCCUCAGCCAGCUUUGAAGUCCACAAGUCUUAAAGGGACCAAGGUUGGAGACCCCUGCUUUAAGCUGUCUAUAUCAGGGAUUCAGUGAAAAUUCAAAUGGACCAUUAAUUUAAGUCUUUAAGAGAAACUCCAUAUAAGGAAGUGUAUAGAUUUUGUAUAGUAACUUCAUAUAUUUUGCCAUUUUGGAAAAUGGAUUGUACUUAGUGAUCCAGUAACUGUUUCCAUUGUUGCAAUCUCAUUGACCUUAAUAGGAUUAUGCUAAGAUAUAAAUGUCUAACUAUUAAAACUUGGGCAGGUGACUUGUCAGUGAUUACGCUGGUCUAACGUGGCAAAAUAGAAUGAAUGCUGUAUUACUGAAAUAAAAUGUACCUACCAUCAGUUUGGUAGGUAAAUAAUUAUGACAGAAAGAUUUUGGUGAUUAAUCUCAAAGGUUGUCUAUAGUUAUUCAGUGUGAAAGGGAACGAUUGUAGAUUGUUCAUAGGCUUUUUUCAAGGAGCCAACCUGAGGACAUUCUUAGACUCCAAUUAAGUCUUGAAGCACCAGAAUUGUUGUAUGAAUUUAAUUUAGAAUAGAAUAGAAUAGAAUAGAAUAGAAUAACAGAGUUGAAAGGGACCUUGGAGGUCUUCUAGUCCAACCCCUUGCUUAGGCGGGAAACCCUAUACCACUUCAGAGAAAUGGUUAGCCAACAUCUCCUUAAAAACUUCCGGUGUUGGAGCAUUCACAACUUCUGGAGGCAAGUUUUUCCACUGAUUAAUUGUUCUGUCAGGAAAUUUCUCCUUAGUUCUAGGUUGCUUCUCUCCGUGAUUAGUUUCCACCCAUUGCUUCUUGUCCUGCCCUCAGGUGCUUUGGAUAAUAUCUUGACUCCCCCUUCUUUGUGGCAGCCCCUGAGAUAUUGGAACACUGCUAUCAUGUCACCCUUAGUCUUUUUCAUCAAACUAGACAUACCCAGUUCCUGCAACCGUUCUUCAUUUAACACCAAGGCCUCUCCCAUCUUCUCAUUUUUUUAACUUUGUUUUCCCACUUUUAUCAUCCACCUUUAUCUACACAACUGGCAAAAGAUCUGGGGAGAGUUUUAUUGAAAAGGGUUUUGUAUUAGUAAUGCUCCAUUUUUAUCAAAUCAUCCUUGAGGAAAAAAAAUAUACCUUUGUGUUUAGAAUAUAGAAUAGAAUAUUUUUAUUUAUAGACCGCCCUUCUCCCGAAGGACUCAGGGCGGUGUACAGCCAAGAAUAAAAUACAGGAAAAAACAACAAUACAAAACUAAGAACAAUCCUUAAAAAAACCUAUUUGAUAUGGCUACUUAUAGAUAAAAUAUUACCCUCUAAAAUUUACAAAAAAUUUAAAACCCAUAAAAUCAAUUUGAUAAUUUAAAAUUUAAGCGAGUCCAGCAAGACGAAAUAAGUAGGUUUUAAGUUCGCGGCGGAAGGUCCUAAGGUCAGGUAUUUGUCGGAGU
This is a messenger RNA of Ahaetulla prasina, 5558 nucleotides long. RefSeq names its product SRY-box transcription factor 7 (gene SOX7). Bases 94 to 1224 code for a protein of 376 amino acids. The record is from RefSeq and is a predicted model, not a curated record. The transcript is spliced from 2 exons. NCBI's taxonomy places the organism in Eukaryota, Metazoa, Chordata, Lepidosauria, Squamata, Colubridae. Gene Ontology annotation, molecular function: DNA-binding transcription factor activity, RNA polymerase II-specific; RNA polymerase II cis-regulatory region sequence-specific DNA binding. Gene Ontology annotation, biological process: regulation of DNA-templated transcription; cell differentiation; anatomical structure morphogenesis.